Messenger RNA from Anopheles cruzii, 1173 nucleotides. RefSeq names its product RNA-binding protein with serine-rich domain 1-A (gene RnpS1). Gene Ontology annotation, molecular function: RNA binding. The record is from RefSeq and is a predicted model, not a curated record. The coding region runs from base 1 to 972 and encodes 323 amino acids. Gene Ontology annotation, cellular component: nucleoplasm; ASAP complex; cytoplasm. Gene Ontology annotation, biological process: mRNA splicing, via spliceosome. The transcript has 3 exons. Lineage: Eukaryota; Metazoa; Arthropoda; Insecta; Diptera; Culicidae.
AUGACUCAUCGGACCCGUAGUUGGGCUCGCUCAAAAAAUCGCUCCGAAUCGGAGGAAUCCGAAAAGGCCGAAAAGAAGCCGCGCGGUCGUGACAAGGAACGCAAAAAGCGCAGCUCCAGCAGCAGCGAAAGCAGUGGAAGCUCGUCCGAUAGUAGCUCGUCGCGCAGCAGUUCCGGAUCACGAUCGAGUUCAAGUAGCAGCAGUAGUUCGUCCUCGAGCUCGUCUUCUUCGUCCAGCAGUGAGGCCGAUCGUUCACGCACAAAACGCAAAACUAAUACCAAGUCGCGUUCGCGUAGCAAGAGUCCGGCUCCGGCUCAAUGGGAUAAGGAAUCGUCCGUCAAUAAGGACACGGUCGGCAAACCGGUGCGUGCCAAAUCGAAGGAAAAAGACCGACGCAGCUCGGAACCGCGAGACAAUGAUAAGGAAAACAACAAACAGCCGGCUCGCGGGCCGUCGGUCGAGAAGUCGGUGAAAGAUUCUCGCAGCCGCCGUUCGCGGUCGGAUUCGUCAAAGCGCAGGCGUAAGGAGCGCUCCGUCACACCGCGCCCUGUUCGGAUUCACAUUGGGCGCCUGACGCGUAACGUUUCACGGGACCACGUGAUGGAGAUUUUCAGCACUUACGGUGAGGUGCGCAAUGUGGAGUUCCCUAUGGAUCGCUUUCAACCGUUCGGCAGGGGCUUCUGCUACGUUGAGUACAUGGACGCGGACGGCGCAGAGAAUGCCAUGAAGCACAUGGACGGUGGGCAGGUCGAUGGGCAGGAGAUAACGGCUUCGCCGGUGUUGGUUCCGAAGGCCCGGCCACCACCACGGCGUCCCUCACCGAUCAUGCGCAAUAAUCGGCCGAUGCAACGUUGGCGUUCGCCGAUGCGCUAUCGGCAGCGCCCGUCGAUGCGUCGUAGUCCGCGGCGCAGACGUUCCCGCAGCCCCGUCCGGCGACGCCGCCAGAGCAACAGUUCCGAUAGUUCACGCUAGGGUGGCAAGGACCAGCUUCCAGGAUUAUUCACACGAUCGACCGUAAAAGGUGUUUUUAUUUCGUGGCUCACACUAUACUGCAUUAGCUUUAGGUGCUGUCUCGCUGACUCCCCUUGCCGGGUUCGACGGGACAGAUUCAAUUUUGCGGAAAGAACUAUAGAUCUCCGAACAGGAUCGUCAACAAAAUGACACACGAUACAC